Molecule: messenger RNA, 642 nt
Organism: Rotaria sp. Silwood2
Lineage: Eukaryota; Metazoa; Rotifera; Eurotatoria; Philodinida; Philodinidae
Source: the annotation of a GenBank genome assembly
AUGUUGACAUGUCUUGUCUCUCGUGCUCGUGGACCCAAAAUAGCUAUUCUAAAAUGUCUUUAUACCGAUCCAAAUCUGAGUUUACCACUCGCCCCAAAGCCGAACGUUGAACAACAAUCGUUACAGCAACAACAACAGGUUUUUCAAGUAAAUAAUAAUCAGGAUAUCACAUCCACCAUGGCUACUACACAAAACGUAUCUGAAUCUGCCGAAUUACCUUCUGAUUCUACUCCUGUACUACCUGUUGUAACCGAACGCUUUUUACUCUACGAGUUUUUUCGAGCUCCUGGCAUUCGCUAUCAUUCGAAUGGAGACCUUCGAAAUGAGGAAAAGCAGCAACAGCAGCCGAAUGUUUCUGUUAGUGGAAACGAAAAGAAGGCAGCUUCAAAAGAACUGGACUAUAAGAAAGAAGAAGACGAGCAUGAUAUCAGUCAAUAUUCACCUUCAAAUAUUCCUCGAACUACGAUACAAAAUGAAACUCAAGUGAACUAUGAGGAAUGGUCUGAUAUGCCGUAUAUGAAAGCCAACUUUUAUGGAUAUCGAUUGGGUAGUGCCAAGGAAAUCGAACUUCUCAAAAACGGAUCCUCUUCUUCGGUUGAACGAACUUGCAUAUCUUGUUUUAAUUGUUGUUCUGAAGGAUAA